This is a messenger RNA of Candidula unifasciata, 384 nucleotides long. The record is from the annotation of a GenBank genome assembly. NCBI's taxonomy places the organism in Eukaryota, Metazoa, Mollusca, Gastropoda, Stylommatophora, Geomitridae.
CAAGUGAUUCCAAAGCUCAUUUUGUGCUGCCAGAUAGUUACCAAGUCACAUGGUGGCCAGGUGACAGACCACAAGACAACAUACAGAGUGACAGCACUACAGGUGACCACCUGUUGAUAACUGGGUUACGACCUUCAACAACAUACACUGUCAUUGUUGAGGCACGGAAAAUUGAGAAAUACAAGGACUAUGACGAAGGCACAUCCAUGACUGAGACACCAGAUGGCCUGAAUGCCUUUAUCUUGUCUUCCAAGUCGAAGCAGCUGUCUGUGAAGACUGCUAGCCCACCAGAUCCUCCAGCAAAUGUGGGCAUCAUUGCCUUGACCUGUCACAGCCUCAAGGUUGGCUGGGACCCACCGAGAGAACAUGGGUCUGAGAUUAUCG